AUGUGCGGUCUUAAAAGUGCCGCAUUCGUGAUCAUUUUUGGUGAUGCGAUUCAUAAUUUCAUCGAUGGAAUUGCUAUUGGUGCAAGUUUCUCUAUCUCAAAUCAAUUUGGUGUAGCGACAAGCAUUGCUGUUGCAUGUCACGAAUUACCACAUGAAUUAGGUGAUUUCGCAGUCUUAAUCGAAUCUGGCCUUUCUGUUCGUCGAGCCGCCUUCCUGAAUUUUCUUUCUUCUUUAACUGCUUAUGCGGGCUUAUUUAUUGGCUUAGCCGCGAUUAGUGUGGACAGCGCUGUCGAGAUAUUGCUUGCCAUCACAGCUGGAAUGUUUUUGUACGUUGCUUGGCUUGAUAUGUUGGUACAUUUGAAAAAGGAGCCAGCAUCGACGAACGACAAAUGGUAUAUAACGCUGUUGCUUCAGAAUAUCGGAUUUAUCACCGGAUUUUUGAUUAUGUUUACUAUUGGGUGGUAUGAGGAAGUCCUUGAGUCACUUUAG
This is a messenger RNA of Cercopithifilaria johnstoni, 489 nucleotides long. NCBI's taxonomy places the organism in Eukaryota, Metazoa, Nematoda, Chromadorea, Rhabditida, Onchocercidae. The record is from the annotation of a GenBank genome assembly.